Messenger RNA from Scatophagus argus, 2845 nucleotides. It is a transcript of the gene dnase2, whose product is annotated as deoxyribonuclease II, lysosomal. The transcript is spliced from 8 exons. Lineage: Eukaryota; Metazoa; Chordata; Actinopteri; Scatophagidae. The coding region runs from base 739 to 1866 and encodes 375 amino acids. The record is from RefSeq and is a predicted model, not a curated record. Gene Ontology annotation, biological process: apoptotic DNA fragmentation. Gene Ontology annotation, molecular function: deoxyribonuclease II activity.
CCCUUAUUCUGUCAUCUGACCUGCUCCUGUCAGCUUUUUACCCGAAUCAUCAACUGAUAGAACAAAAAGAAGAGGAAGAGAGGAAGAGGAGGAGGAGAAAAGCAUGUAACAAACAGAAACUGCACUUUGCACCAGCAUUGUGAAAGAGUCAAACAGGAAGAAACAACAGCAGGCCAAGUAAACAGAUUCAAGUUCCACUUUUAAGAUGGAAAUGUGCAAUGCAGGGUUGGGUUAGUGUAUGUAUAACUUCUCUCAGCCUUCUUAGAGGUCAGAUAUUGAUCUGGUCAACAGGUGUUUGACAUUAUUAUUAUUAUUUUUUAUUAUUUUGCAGUGUCAAAGUCUGUAAGGUCUCUCAGUUAAACCUUCACGCUGGAGCUUCAGAAGCCUUUCCACUCUGCCAAGAUCUUACAUAUGGAUUAAACACGGUUUAGUUCUAUUUAUUUAUUUGAAGCCCCUCCCACCGGAUGAUGUCACCAAGCACGUGACCAAAAACUAGGUCUUUUAGAGAAGGAUGAGACGAGAGGCAGGAAGUUACUGAAGAUUUAAAACUGAGUUUAACCGUAUUUUCUGCAAGUUGUUGUCUUACUCAUCCUGCUGUGGUCGUCCCAGACCUAAACAGGGAUGUGGAGGAAGAUGAAACCAGCUUGUCCAGGACGGGGAACUACAGUACAUAAUCCUGCUGACAGCAAGAUAGGAAUCUAUUGAUGACAUGAAUGAGGAGAGACGCGUUCACCAGAGAUGCCUCAGCUCCUGUUCCUGCUGAUCCUCCUAGUGCCACUAGGGGGCGACACUUCACCAAUCAGCUGCUACAACGACAAAGGAGAUGCAGUUGACUGGUUCUAUAUGUACAAGCUGCCUAAAGAACACGGCAGAACAUCCCCCUAUCGGGGUGAAAUGUAUUUACUGCUGGAAAAGGGGAGUGAAGGCUGGACUAAUGGCAGUGGGACAGUGAAUGACACCACUGGAGCUCUGGGCAGGACAGUUGGACAGCUGUACUCACAAGGAAAGAGCACAGAGCUGGCGUACAUCCUUUACAAUGACCAGCGUCCUCCUGUGGACUUUGGGGACAGAUGGGUUGACAACAGUGGAAGCAGAAGCGGGCACACAAAAGGUGUUGUCUUGCUGGAUAAGAAUCAGGGCUUCUGGCUGGUCCACAGCACCCCUCACUUCCCUCCGGUGCGACAGGCUGGGCAGUAUUAUUACCCCAGCAGCGGUGUGACCAACGGACAAAACUUCAUCUGCGUUACCUACCCGCUCGAGCGCUUCCAGACCAUCGGAGAGCAGCUUCAGAUCAAUCAGCCUAAUGUGUACGACUGCGACGUCCCAGAGUCCUUGGCGUCCCUGGUGCCGGCGUUGGCUGCUGUCUGUGAGAAAAAACAUCCGCCUGGUCAAAUCUUUCCACAUGUCAAAACUGCGUCCAACCGCAGUGUGACUCUGACCUCAAAGGACGGCACCGACUUCAUCAGCUUUGCCAAAGGAGCUUCUUUUGACAACGACCUGUACCACUCCUGGGUGGCUCCCACGCUCAAGUCAGACCUCCUGGUCCAGUUCUGGGUUCGCUCCACAGGCAUUCUGCCCUCCGACUGUUCGCUGGGCUGGAAGGUCCUGGACAUCACGCUCAUCAACCCGGGGCAGACGUUCACUUUCAAGGCCAGCCAGGACCACUCCAAGUGGGCUGUCAGCCCCCGGUCGGCCACGUCGGGGCCCGGAGGAGGCUGGGUCUGUGUGGGAGACAUAAACCGGAACGAGGCAGAGGAGAAGCGUGGCGGCGGCACGGUGUGUCUGCGUGACCCGGCGGUGUGGAAAGCUUACAGGACGGCGGCACUAAAGUGUGAGGCUUGUGGAGGAGGAACAAUCCAGUGUUGACACCAUGCAGGAGCCACAUGGCUGAAUCAAAGAUAGGGUUGAUAGGGGUGAUCUGGCACGUUGGCAAGUGUUUGAACAUAUUCGGUACAACGUUUAUCUUUCUUUUAAUGUGUUGAAAUCAAACUGAAGUGACUUAUGUUUAGCAAUUAAAGUUCAUCUUUGCUCCAGUUGUCCAACUUAUAUGGCAGAAAAUGGUGCUUAAAUGUAGGACCCCAUCACUCACAGUAAGAAACUGACUGAGAAAAUAUAUUUUUGAGGCCUCUGAGGCAGCAUUUCACUUGUGCAGAAUGAUUAUCGACUGUUAUCGAGGGCUGUUACAUCCUCCUCUCCAGACUUAAUGCAUGCAGAACAAGGCUGGACGAGUGGAAGUAGUCAACUCUGAAAGGAAGCUGAGGGCUUUUUGGGAAAUAUGGUGUUCAUUUUAAAAAACACAAAAGCCUCCUCUGUAAAUGAAAGCAUUUGCUCAAGUGUCUUUGUAACCACUGGGUAAUGUUUUAACUGUUCUGAGGGGACCGUGUUGGAAACUAACUUGAUCUGUUUCUGUUUAAAUCAACAUUAACCGGUUUGUGGGUUUGUUCUGAGGGAGCGCGUCAGAAGCUGCUGGUUGAAAAUGUAUGGAAAUGGAUUUGCUGUAACGUUAGCCGAGACAUUAAUUGAUUAUUUGCAGCGUGCAACAGCACAUGCACCCAUUUCACUAACAAUAUUAAACUAAAGACACUGACAACAUGCAGGCGUGAGGAAUGCGUUAAUACUCUGUGCUUCCUGGAUGUUUGGGCUAUUAACUGGCUUUGUAUGAUUUUCUGUGAAUUAAAAUCUGCUUUUCUGACAUCUCCAGAACUCUUUUUUUUGUUAUUUGCCUUUGAUGUUAUAGCUGUAUCACGUUUGUACAAACAUACAUUCAUCCUGACCUUGGUUUUGGUGGAAGAUAAAGAGGCUGGCUAUCUUGAAUCUGAAUAAAAAGACAAAAACAGAGCUGCAA